GUCCGUCCGUUCAUGAUUUUGGCAGACUUGUUUUUGCAUGAACGCACGUUUUGGAGAAAUCAGCGACAGCGCCGAGAAGGUGACGGGUUCGGCUCGCGAGCCUAACUGGAUCAGAAGCGCCUGAGCGCUGGGAAGGCGGAGGAUUUCUGCGGACAGCAGGGGGCAGUAGCGGGCAGGAGCCGCUGGAUCCACCUGGAUCCGCGCCUGGUUCUUCCUGCGAAUGAAGUCUUGAACCUUCCCUCUACGCUUGCUGGCGGAUCACGUGACCUCCGCGGCGGAGGCAGGCGAGCUUCAAACAUGGUGCUGGAAUAUGCGUGCGUGUGAGCCGCGUGUGUUGGUAGGGUGGAGUUCAGUCCGGGAAGAUUCUCGCCUCACCGAGUUCGGAGGCUGGGAGUCAGAGUAGCUGCGACCACCCACGUGUGACACCUGGACACGUGAUUCUGACCUCGGAAAAACCGACUCGUCACGUCCCCCUCAGCGUGAGCUGCAGGUUGGACUGUGACGCGAGCCUGCAGAGGGCGACGAUCCCACCAGGUUUGGGUCACAGCAAGGACGCGUCGACAAAGGCAGUGCCGCUGGAGGAGACGAUGGACACGACGCAAACUAUCGCGUGACAAGCGAGGCGCUCCGAGAAGCGAAUGAAGGCUGAGUGUCCAGUGCAAAACAGAGGGAUGUCGGGGUGACGGAGGGGUUGUUAACCAGGCAGUCAGUAGCGAUUGAUUAUUGACUCGCUGAGCGUCUGCUACAGAUGGAUCUGCAGAGAUUAGACGAGUGAGAGAAAAUCAGAAGGCAUUGAUCACUGCGGUGAUGCGAUCAUCCAGCAGAGACUCAGACAAGAGCUGCAGCCCGAGAGGUCAGUGAGAGGGGGAGGAGCGAGAGAGGGGGAGUCAGUGAGAGAGAGAGAGAGAGAGCGAGCGAGCGAGCGAGAGAUCGCGGGGUUCUGGAGCCGCCGGUAGCAGCCGCAGCGGCAGCAGCAGCGCCGGGACUCGCAGCGACCCAACACCGCGGCGGCCUCUCCCCCCUGCCUCCCUCGCUUCCUCGCUAAGAUGGCGGACCCCAGCAGCGACGGAGAGAUGCCGGAGAGCGCGCGAGGAUUCGCCCGCCAGGGAGCCCUGCGCCAGAAGAACGUCCACGAGGUGAAGAACCACAAGUUCAUCGCGCGCUUCUUCAAGCAGCCCACCUUCUGCAGCCACUGCACCGACUUCAUCUGGGGGUUUGGAAAACAAGGCUUCCAGUGUCAAGUGUGUUGCUUUGUCGUCCACAAGCGCUGCCAUGAGUUCGUCACCUUCUCCUGCCCAGGGGCCGACAAGGGUCCCGCCUCUGACGACCCGCGCAGCAAACACAAGUUCAAGGUGCACACCUACUCCAGCCCGACCUUCUGCGACCACUGCGGCUCGCUGCUCUACGGCCUCAUCCACCAGGGCAUGAAGUGCGACCACUGCAUGAUGAACAUCCACAAGCGCUGCGUGGCCAACGUCCCCAGUCUGUGCGGCACCGACCACACGGAGAGGAGGGGACGGAUCCACAUCUCUGCCCUGAUCAGUGACCACACGCUCACCGUCACCAUCAAGGAGGCCCGGAACCUGGUCCCCAUGGACCCCAACGGGCUGUCGGACCCCUACGUGAAGCUGAAGCUGAUCCCCGACCCCAAGAGCGAGAGCAAGCAGAAGACCAAAACCAUCAAGUGCUGCCUGAACCCCACCUGGAACGAGACCUUCACCUUCUCCCUGAAGGAGAGCGACAAGGACCGCCGGCUCUCGGUGGAGAUCUGGGACUGGGACCUGACCAGCCGCAACGACUUCAUGGGCUCCCUGUCCUUCGGCAUCUCCGAGCUGCAGAAGCAGGGGAUGGACGGCUGGUUCAAGCUGCUGUCUCAGGAAGAGGGCGAGUAUUUCAACGUCCCCGUGCAGCCCGACGGAGAGGACGGCAACGAGGAGCUGCGUCAGAAGCUGGAGAGGGCGCGGGUGGGACCCGGGAAGCCCGCCGACUCCUCCUCCUCCUCCUCCGUCUGCAAGUACGACAGCAACGGCAACCAGGACCGGGUCAAGCUGUCGGACUUCAACUUCAUCAUGGUGCUGGGGAAGGGCAGCUUCGGGAAGGUGAUGCUGGCCGAGAGGAAGGGCACGGACGAGCUCUAUGCCGUCAAGAUCCUGAAGAAAGACGUGGUGAUCCAGGACGAUGACGUGGAGUGCACCAUGGUGGAGAAGAGGGUCCUGGCUCUGUCGGGGAAGCCGCCCUUCCUCACGCAGCUGCACUCCUGCUUCCAGACCAUGGACCGGCUGUACUUUGUCAUGGAGUACAUCAACGGCGGAGACCUCAUGUACCAGAUCCAGCAGGUCGGAAAGUUCAAGGAGCCGCACGCCGUGUUCUACGCGGCUGAGAUCGCCACCGGACUCUUCUUCCUUCACUCCAAGGGCAUCGUGUACCGGGACCUGAAGCUGGACAACGUGAUGCUGGACUCUGAAGGUCACAUCAAGAUCGCAGACUUCGGCAUGUGCAAGGAGAACAUGCUGGACGGCGUCACCACCAAGACCUUCUGUGGGACGCCGGACUACAUUGCCCCCGAGAUCAUCGCGUACCAACCGUACGGGAAGUCGGUGGACUGGUGGGCCUUCGGCGUGCUGCUAUACGAGAUGCUAGCCGGGCAGCCGCCCUUCGACGGCGAGGACGAGGACGAGCUAUUCCAGUCCAUCAUGGAGCACCACGUGUCCUACCCCAAGUCCAUGUCCAAAGAAGCCGUGGCCAUCUGCAAGGGGGUGAGUGGCGGCGGCGUCUUCCCGAGCCCUGAGGUCUUCCUGCGAUUGUGUGUGUGUGUGUGUGUGCAGCUGAUGACCAAGCACCCGGGCAAGCGGCUGGGCUGCGGGCCGGAGGGCGAGCGCGACAUCAAGGAGCACGCCUUCUUCCGCUACAUCGACUGGGAGAAGCUGGAGAACAAAGAAGUGCAGCCGCCGUUCAAGCCCAAAGCCUGUGGGCGCCUCGCCGAGAACUUUGACCGCUUUUUCACUCGCCACCCCCCCGAGCUGACCCCCCCAGAUCAGGAGCUCAUAGCCAACCUGGACCAGGAAGAGUUCCACGGAUUCUCCUUUGUAAACCCGGAGUACUCGCGCUCCGCCCCCUGACACCGCGGCGGGGUCACGCUUCACCGGCCCGUUUGACAUUUGUGGGAAACACUGCCGCUACCAGUCUAGCACCAUCAGAAAAAUGCUGACUCAUGCUGGCAACUGCCGCCGUCGAAUGUCACCUCCAGACACAUUCGUGCCAAUCGUCGUUGACACGUUAGCAUCCUGCCGAAGUGUCUGUCUUCAGUGUUCUCUCCUCGCCACCGAUCCAUUAGCGCAACACUUGCUAGUGUUGUCUCAAUGCUAUGCUAGGCUAAAGGCUGUGCAAGUGACUUUAUCUGUAUUCAAUUAAAACCAAACAUUUACAUCUACAUGUUGCGCUGUAGUUAGCUGCUGUGGCGAAGUGUCACUUGACCAAAACGUUAGUACAGCAUUCACGGGUUAGCAUAGCCGCACGCUUGUUUACAUGAGCACUGAGUCAUUAGAAAGCUAUACUUACGAUGCUAUGCUAAUCUACAUGUCCUUUGUUUCAUGUUCAGGUUUUGACCAAUUUAUUUGAGCUAGCAUCGGGCUGCCAAUGAGGCUUUGCUAAUGUCUGAAUUCAGCUACGGUUCGUCGGCCGCACGCUAAUAGAAAUCUGUCAUGUGGGCCAUGAUCAGUCAUCACCUGUAUUCAGGCCAACAGUUGCUAUAGCAAACAUGUGUCAACACCAAUUCAUUCUCAUCCAGUUAGCUUUGAAUGCAGGGGCUGCGUUUGAGCGUGUAACUCUUCAGUAUUCUGUAGUCGUCAUUUUUUUUGCUAUUUUAGCGGAUGCUGUGCAGCUGUCACUCAAAACUGUGUCAGUUAGCAGCGGUUCUUUAAGCAUCGUCGGCCAUUUCUCAGCUGCUGCCUGAUGAGUUGAAUCAGAGCUGGACCUUAUUUGAAGCUAACAAGAGACGCUAGCAUUUUAGCAGGUUGGGUCAAGUGCAUUUGCUGUGUGUUUGCAACAGGAUUGUUCCUGAGCUCUGCUAGCUUCACGACUGAAUGCUGCGCGAGCCGUGAGGCUGAAGUGGGUGUCUCUUCGACCAGAGUCCAUUUCCCAAAAGUGUCAAACUUGUCCUGCUAAUGUCGUUACCUGGAUGCUAACGUGGACUCGAUUGUGGUCCGGGUCCGUAUGUGGUGGCCCCCUGCAGGUUCAGAGGUCAGAAGCAAGCGUUCAGAAAGAGGGGCGGAAUGUUUGGAGCAAAUGUCCUCCACAUUCGUCCCAAAGACACAUUUGUGAAUUAAAUUCAAUUUAAAGAAAUCCCAAUCGAUCCAUAAAAUGCGAUUUGUGGAUUAAAUGUUACAAAAAAGAUAUUGAAAUUUAAAAGUGGGAAAUGAAAUCACAAACUUUAUUGAAAAAUAAACUUCAACUCGAUUCUCAUCAAAAUGAUUGGUUCAGACACAAACAAAGAGGAAGUGCAAACCAUGUCGCCGAGGAACGUUCUGGACCAGACACGUGAAGAGUCCACUGUAGCUGCAGCGGCCAUCGUCCGGCGCCACGCUCUGUCGGGUCUCCAGGUUCCCUCAGUGGUGGCGCGGCGGCCCUCCCCUCGUUCCUCUGUGAUGAUGUGACAGGAAGUCUGGAGCGAACCUGUGUGCACCUCAUCUGUUCUGGACUCUUCUUCACUCAAGCCUCAGCCUCAUCUGCUGAGGCUCCGCCCCCAGCAGUGACCAAUAUUAUUGACCCACACGUAUCGUAGUGCAAUGUGCUGGCUGGGACAGCAGGGGGCACUAGCCUUACUGGGGUCCUGGACAAGAGGCGGUCAGCUCUGUCAGUAGGGUGCCGUGCCACGGGCCGAGCGCCGACUCAUGCGGCAGACCUCAGUCACCCAGCACCGUCGUUGUGCUUGGAGGGACUUUGAGGAAAAACUUGGAAUCAGAGACGUGGAGCAGCAGGAAGCAGAACAAGUGACACAGGUCUGGCAGAAGAGUCACCGCAGGCUGCUGAUGGAUGGACACACACACACACACACGUCUGCCUCUCUGUCCUUGUGGGGACCUCCCCUGGCUGGGGUCCAGCCAAAUGGUCCCCACAAGUAUGACUGUACGAGGUACAGGCGCACACACACACACACCUGCCUGCCAGUCCUGUGAGUCACGCUCCAGGUAGGAAACACCUGUGUGCGUCACUCUGUGUGUGUGUGUGUGUGUGCGUCAGUCCUGAGGUCCUGACCGGUCUUUGUGGGCCUCCCUCUGUCUGCUGUGUCCCGGUUAGUACAAUCCGAUCCUUCAAACUGGCUCCAGAAGACAGGAGCCCUCGUCUUCCUGUCGGGUCACAUGACCACCCGGGUCUCUCUGAGAGACUGGGAUGACUCGGGUCUCUCUGAGAGACUUUGUCAGUGGAGAGCUUCGUCUUCUGGCUCAGCUCUUUCCUACCGACCGAAGCUCCGCCUCCGUCCUCCCCUUCAGAGUGUGGCGAGGUCAGGCCCCUCCUCCGCCGACCGAACCCCCUCCCUCCUCGACUCUGCUCCGUCUCAACUUCCGUCUGUGUCUC
Synchiropus splendidus (mandarinfish) is the source of this 5574-nucleotide messenger RNA. RefSeq names its product protein kinase C beta type-like. Gene Ontology annotation, molecular function: ATP binding; zinc ion binding; diacylglycerol-dependent serine/threonine kinase activity. The transcript is spliced from 16 exons. The record is from RefSeq and is a predicted model, not a curated record. Gene Ontology annotation, biological process: protein phosphorylation. Lineage: Eukaryota; Metazoa; Chordata; Actinopteri; Syngnathiformes; Callionymidae. Bases 1047 to 3119 code for a protein of 690 amino acids.